AUGGGAGAGCUAGGUACCAUCCAGGUUAAGAUUAUCUCAAGAGAAGUCAUCAAACCCUCCUCUCCAACUCCUCCUCACCUCCGAAUUUACAACCUCUCUUUGUUGGAUCAGUUCACUAGUCCCAACUAUGUACCAAGAGUUCUCUUCUACUCCAACAACGAUAUUGUGUGUGACAGCCCACUCAUCUGUACUACUGCCAACAACAAAUCUCAUCAGCUCCAGAAAUCCCUAUCUGAAAUCUUGACCCUCUACUACCCUUUCGCCGGAAUUCUCAAAGACGACGGAGCCUCCAUCGAUUGCAACGAUGAGGGCGUUGAGUUUUUGGAAGCUCAAAUCGAUAGCCAACUGUUUGAUAUUCUCAAACAACCUACGUUCGAGGCUCUACGCUCGAUGUUUCCCAGUGACCUACUGGGAAACAACUCAUCAUACAAGGGUCGUAGUUUAGUGGUCAUUCAAGUCAGUCAUUUCACUUGUGGUGGAAUGGCCAUUGGCGUGUGCAUGUCACAUAAAAUAGCCGACGGCUCCACCAUGGCAAACUUUUUGAAUGACUGGGCCACCACGGCGCGUCGUAAUGAAAUAGUACCCUCUCCUCAUUUCAUUUCACUAUCGUCUGGCUCAUCACCGAUCGAUGAUCCACUCAUUGUGGGCGAAAUCAAGAUGGGAAGAGUAAGUUCUGUCACGAAGAGGUUCGUGUUUGAUGCCUCCAAAUUAGCUGAACUCAAGGCCAUAAUCACUUGUGAAUCAGCAGAAAUUGAAAAUCCCACCCGAGUCGAAGUUGUGACUGCACUGCUCUAUAAAUGUGCUAUGGCUGCGUCAAAAGCAAACUCACCCUCUACUUCGAGGCCAUCCAUUUUGAGCCAAGUAGCGAACAUGCGCCCGAAAAUGGUCCCUCCCUUGCCGGAAAAUUCUGUUGGGAAUUUUGCGUGGCACUUCGACAUCUCUGUAACAGACGAGGAAGAGGUAAAUUUGCAUGGAUUGGUUGGUCAAUUGAGGGAAAGUAGGACAAAAUUUUACAAGUACGCGGAAAAUGUUACAGUGAAUGAAUGGUUGUUAGUAGUACGAGAGUUUUUCAAGGAGGUAAAAGAGCUAUUUGAAAGAAAGGGUGCUAAUAAUGUUGAUUUCUAUAUCAGCAAUAGCAUGUGUAGGUUCCCAUUUUACAAAGUGGAUUUUGGUUGGGGAAAGCCAAUAUGGGUAUCUACUGAUGGAGUAAAUGUGUCUAAGAAUUUAUUUUCGUUGAUGGAUUCAAAUAGAGAGGGUGGAAUAGAAGCUUGGGUAUCGUUGGGUGAGAUGGAGAUGAGAUUAUUUGAACGUGAUGAGGAGUUACUUUCAUUUGCCCAAUUCAAUCCAAGUGUAAGGCCUUAUUUGUUGCAGUGA
This is a messenger RNA of Cornus florida, 1374 nucleotides long. Its product is annotated as acyltransferase Pun1-like. Lineage: Eukaryota; Viridiplantae; Streptophyta; Magnoliopsida; Cornales; Cornaceae. The record is from RefSeq and is a predicted model, not a curated record. The transcript has a single exon. Bases 1 to 1374 code for a protein of 457 amino acids.